CAAGCAAUUGGACCAUCAAGCAGCCACCAAAAUGGCUGCCGCAAUAUCGGUUACCAUGUUGAUUGUCGCCAUCAUCAGCGGAUCGUGUCCUUCCUUCACCUCCGCAAAGCCGCCGGCACCGCCCGUUUUCUGCGACGAUAGUGGUUGCGUCGUCUCCAACGCCUACGGCGCUUGGGGCGACCGGCAGCAGUGCCGCACCGGCCAAGCAGUCUUCCCUACGACGGAGGAAGAGCUGCGCGCCGCCGUGGCGGAGGCCCAUCGGAAGCGGUUUAAGGCCAAGGCGGUGAGCGGCUUCUCCCACACCAUCCCCAAGCUCGCGUGCCCGCCGUCGGAGAACUCCGUCGUGAUCAGCACCGCCAAGUACAACUCGAGGAUCGAGGUGGACGUGGCGAACAGGAGGGUGACGGCGGAUGCCGGCGUGGGGCUGCGGGAUCUCAUCGACAAAGUGGAGGCCGCGGGGCUGAGCCUGGUGGCUGCUCCGUACUGGGAGGGGGUCAGCAUCGGCGGGCUCAUCAGCACGGGAUCGCACGGCAGCUCGUGGUGGGGAAAGGGAGGCGCCGUGCACGACCACGUCGAGAGCCUAACUCUAGUGGUGACGGCGCCGGCAGCAGAAGGGUACGCCAAGGUCGUCACACUCCGGCGUGGGGAUCCUCUGUUCAAUGCGGCAAGCGUUUCCCUGGGUCUUCUCGGAAUCAUAUCUCAGGUGACAUUGUCGUUGGAGCCCAGCUUCAAAAGGAGCAUCACCUACUCAUUCCAGAACGAUUCCACUUUCGAAGACCAGUUCAUGGAUCACGCCCGGAAGCACGAGUUCGCCGACAUCACUUGGUUCCCGUCGCAGCACCAGGCAGCGUUCAGGUUCGACGACCGUGUGCCCCUGAACACCUCCGGAGACGGCUUUAAUGACUUCAUCGGCUUCCAAUCGACUCUCAUGGUCGUCUCCAUGGCAGUUCGAGCAACAGAGAAGGUUUUUGAUGAAUCAAGAAACGCGAAAGGCAAGUGCGUCACCGCCGCCACGGUGCUAGCGGUCAAGAAACUGAUGGCCAACGGCCUCAAGAACAACAACCUGCUCUUCACCGGCUACCCUGUCACCGGCCUCCAAGGCCGGAUGCAGACCUCUGGCUCCUGCCAACACUCUCCAGCUUCAGACGUCCUCAGUUCCUGCGCGUGGGAUCCCAGAAUCAAAGGCCUCUUCUUCUACGAGACCACCGCCUUCUUCUCCCCCCAAAGCUUCAAAUCCUUCAUCCUCGAUGUCAAACGGCUCCGCGACAUGAAUCCGGACAACUUCUGCGGCCUCGACAACUACAACGGCUUCAUGAUCCGCUUCGUGAAGCGAUCGGAGUCCCUGCUGGGGCAGCCGGAGGACUCCGUCGUGGUGGACUUCAACUAUUACAGGGCGAGAGAUCCCUCGACUCCGAGGCUGAACCAGGACCUGUGGGAGGAGGUGGAGCAGAUGGCGUUCGUCAAGUACGGCGCCAGGCCGCACUGGGCUAAAAACAGGAACGUUGCUUUCGCCGGCGUGCAGGGGAAGUACCCAGGGUUUAAGAGUUUUCUGGCGGCCGUGAAGGAAUUGGACCCGGAGGGCGUGUUUCAGAGCCCAUGGUCCGACGAGGUGAUCAACGACAAGGAAGCAGUGAAGAGCGAUGGUUGUGCUUUGGAAGGGCAGUGCAUUUGCUCAGAGGACCGGCAUUGCAGUCCAGCUAAAGGGUACCUUUGUCAACAUGGCCUUGUUUACAAGGAAGCAAGGGUGUGUAGGUUCGGCUGAAAUUCGAUUGGGCAAAAAAUUAAAAGAACAUCUUUUU
Messenger RNA from Zingiber officinale, 1799 nucleotides. RefSeq names its product L-gulonolactone oxidase 3-like. Gene Ontology annotation, molecular function: D-arabinono-1,4-lactone oxidase activity; FAD binding. The transcript has 4 exons. The record is from RefSeq and is a predicted model, not a curated record. Gene Ontology annotation, cellular component: membrane. Lineage: Eukaryota; Viridiplantae; Streptophyta; Magnoliopsida; Zingiberales; Zingiberaceae. The coding region runs from base 32 to 1762 and encodes 576 amino acids.